This is a messenger RNA of Neoarius graeffei (lesser salmon catfish), 4744 nucleotides long. It is a transcript of the gene rgs19, whose product is annotated as regulator of G protein signaling 19. Bases 141 to 980 code for a protein of 279 amino acids. The transcript has 6 exons. Lineage: Eukaryota; Metazoa; Chordata; Actinopteri; Siluriformes; Ariidae. The record is from RefSeq and is a predicted model, not a curated record.
CAAGGGUGUCGAUUCUGAAGCUGGCACACUGGAGGAGGAAAAAGCGAUACUGUGUGGUUACAUUUAUAAACAGCAAAAAAGAAAAAAGAAACGGAUGUGCUUCAGAAAACGCAACGGCUACCGCCAUCCAGACCAUUUUCAUGCCAAAAUUAGUGGCAGAAAGAGGAAGCAACAACGCUGACUCACUAGGUUUCACACACGCCCUUGUGUCGCUUACAACAUCAGGCCAGUUACAACACUUCCUUUCUCUGCCUGUUUCUUGCUUGCUUUGCUGUGAACUGUACAGAGGCCAAAUCUCUGUUAUACAAGAUUUAAAGUGCAUAUCACAGUACACAGGCCCUGUCCCAGCAGAGCGCGAGUCUCCGAUGGCACGGAGCGAGAUGUCCCCGAGCCGGGCGCAGCACUCACCCCCCACACAGAGACCCAACGCCUGCUGCUUCUGCUGGUGCUGCUGCUGUAGCUGCUCUUGUCUCACUAUUAGGAGAGAAGAUGAGAGUCGGCGGAGAUUGAAAGCCCAGGAGACUAAGCUGGAGACCAUACCAAACUGUGAACCUUGCACCAAACCAACGGUGGAGGAGAUGAAACAGUGGGCUCAGUCCUUCGAUAAGCUGAUGAAGAACCCAGCAGGCCGGAACGUGUUCCGUGAGUUUCUGCGAACAGAGUACAGCGAGGAGAACAUGCUCUUUUGGUUGGCCUGUGAGGACCUGAAGAAGGAGAUCAACAAGAACAUGAUAGAGGAGAAGGCACGCAUGAUCUACGAAGACUACGUCUCUAUUCUUUCACCUAAAGAGGUGAGUUUGGACUCGCGGGUGCGUGAGGUAAUCAACAGGAAGAUGCAGGACCCGACUCCGCACACAUUUGAGGACGCGCAGCUGCAGAUCUACACGCUCAUGCACAGAGACUCGUACCCACGCUUCCUCAACUCACCCAUCUAUAGAUCACUGGUGCAGGGGGGCUCACGCUCCUCCUCCGAGUCCUAAACCCGCCUCUACCCACUUCUCUCCCUGCGUUCAUCCUUCCAUCACACAACCACUAAAGGGGAAAGUAUGUGUUGGCUUCUUGUCAUGGUUGGAUUAUGCCUCUUUUUCCCCCGUGUUUUACUUUGACUUCACCUCUUGUCUGUUGUCUCGGAGGGCGCGCCAUCCCUCUGGAAUAUUCUGAACCUGCACAGACUGAAACUGGAAGACACAGGGUUAAAGAAGUAGUCAUAGUCAUUCCACUGCUUGUGACGACGGAAACGACUACUGAUCCACGCGAGUCUCUCUGUCCAUUGUUCCCUUUUUCCAUAGGUGUGUGUACGAACACAGAUUAGAACUCGUUUUAUCUUUUUAUCUGAUGUCAUAAGUUGACAAAAGACAAGAGAGCCUCUGCAAUAAGACACACUGGAGUCGACUUUCUGUGCUCCGCAUACGACCGGUUUGCCUAUUAUCUAUGACCUUUGACCUGUCCACUGUCUCACUUCUCUGAGAUCAGCUCUCUGAGACAUGGGAUUGAGUGGUGGUGGAUGGUUAUGUCUGUUACCGGAGGGGCUGAAAGUUUCCCAGUUGCAAAAAAAAAAAGAAAAUAAUAUUUAGGAUGUUAACAAGUUUUAACAAAUGCUAUUGAAAACAACAAUAAGUGGAAAAUAGAUGUAGAUACAAAGAAAAAAGCGAGUGGUGAGAAAGUGCUUAAGUCUUAAUUAGACUGGUCACUCAAAAUGCAUUUUAAAUUUAGUAUUGUUAAUGUUAUUUAUUUUCUAUUUUGUCAACUUUUGUUCUUGUACAGUCAAUUUUAAAUCCAGUAUGGAUGAUGCAAACCGAGCAAGGUCACGAGUGCGUCAUAGUGCACUGUGUGUGUGUGUGUGUGUAUGUAUGUGUGUAUGUAUGUGUGCGCGCGUGUGUAAGCAAACCUCAGCCGCCCUGGCACAUCCUUAUUUAAAGGAUGAAAAGCUUGAUGGGUCACAUGACCCUUUCCUUGGCAAAAAUUGCGAAAAAUCAGAGAUGCUGCUUUCUGGGUUUCUCUUCUGGAUAAAUUCCAGGGUUUCUUUAGUAAUUCUUCAGUAUUGUAAUAUUUUGGCAAAUACACUCCUUAAUUCAGAUGAAUUUAUAAGGAUUGUUUAUAGAUGCAAAGCACCUCAAAAACCUCUCAUGUGCGUGUUUUUUAAUCACAUAUGAAGCGAAACCAGUGUUAGUGUUGCUACUACCUUAUAAUAUUAAUCUGGACACUGUACUUUGUGUGAUUGAACAGCUGCACUGCGAUUGUCCUCACUUUCUGUCUUCCUCUUCACAUUCUCAUUUAUUAUCACAAGAGGAGGCAACUUGUAAGGUUUGACCGAAUAACAAUCACUUCCAUUCGAAUAAACCCAGAGCAAGCCCAGCUCCCUUCAGUUAUUAGACCCAAAUCAGGCUGGAGAGAGGAACUCUGGCAAAACACCAAGCAUUUUAUAGAAAAGUGGUGCUUCACAUCUAUGACAUUGUGUGUCCUUGUUGACAUUUCUAGAGUUUGUGAAUAGUCACUUAGCAUGAUGAAUGGAACUCUACCUGAGCAUCUGGACCUUGACUUGUGUACUGUGCAGGACUUGCAUUCAUUGUGCUACAGGAAAUGUUUAAACUGCAUAAAUAGCUGUAUUGAAUUCAUCUGAUUUUAGGACCAUUUCACAACCAAAAGUCUGGACUGGGUUUCAGCGCACAGAGGCCUGGGAUGAGACAUUAGUCAUAUAGGACGGUCACAGAACCCUGCAAGCAAAUACGCACACUUCGGCCCUGUCCGCAUGUCCAUGGAUAUUUUUGAAAACAGUUCACGUGAAAAAGUCUUUUUCACAGUGUGAACCUGCACAUGCCCGCUUUGGUUUGUACGUGUAAUGGCUGUGCUUAUUUCAUAUUUGUUUCUAAUUUCAUUACACCCAUGUGCAGAGGCGCCUGAAUCCACUACUCUAGCGGUACAAACUAUACUGUGAACAGAAAUUAUCAAUAGGACCCAAGCGUAACCUUAAGCAGGAGUUCAGCCUCAAUAUCGGGCUACACAUACGAAUUUGACAUUUUUCAUUUUAGAACUUUUGGGAAACUGCAGCCAUGGCCAGCAAAAUGCAGUUAAUGAAAAUGAAUGGUCAUGUUGGUGUUUCUCCACAUUUUGCCUUCUCUACCACUCAGUACACAUGUUUACAACAGUUUAUGAAAUGCCAUCACUGCCUAGUUGGUUGGCCUGCUCAUGUAAAUGCUUGCAAAUCAUUUUUGCAUUUUCAUGUGGUACACUAUAUGGCCAAAAGUGUGUGGACACCUGACCAUAACAUAUAUUAUUGGACAUAUUGGUCUUCCCCAAACUGUUUCCACAAAGUUUGAAGCACAUAAUUGUCUUCAACGUCUUUGUAUGCUGCAGCAUUUAGAUAUCCCUUCACUGGAAUAAUUCUUCUUCUUCUUUCGGCUGCUCCAGUUAGGGGUCACCACAGUGGAUCUGUUCCGCAUAUUUGAUUUGGUAUAUCUUUUACAGCAGAUGCCCUUCCUGACGCACCCCUCCCCAAUCUAUCCGUGCUUGGGGACAGCACUAAGUAUGCACUGUUUUUUGUACAACCCCAGUGGCUGGGUAUUUUACCUAAUCUGCAUAUUUUUGAACUUCCCCAAAACUGUGGGGGAAACCAGAGCACCCAAAGGGGAAAACAUGCAAACUCCGCACAGAAGGGCCCCCGUCGGCCUUGAACCCAGAACCUUCUUGCUGUGAGACAACAGUGCCACCUAUCCCUCCCUUCACUGGAACCAAGAGUCCCAAACCGGAUUGAACAUGACAAUGCUCCUGUGCACAAAGGUCCAUAAAAGCAUAGUUUGCCAGCAUGUUGAUGGACUUGGUUGGCCUGCACAGAGCCCUGACCUCAACCCUAUUGAACACCUUUGGGAUGAAUUGGAACACCUACUUCACACCAGGCCUUCUUGUGGGUGAAUAAGUAAAAAUCCACACAGCCAUGCGCCAAGAUCUAGUGGAAAGCCUUCUCAGAAGUGUGAAGCUGUUUAUAACAGCAAAGGAGGGACCAAUUCAUAUUAAUGGCUAUGAUUCUGGAAUGGGAUGUUCAAUAACACUAGGUGUCCACAUACUUUUGGCCAUAUAUUGGAUUUUCAAAAUUGUUCUCUGUGUAAAUGGGAUUUGCUUUCGAAAGGGGUAAAAAACAUGUUUUCAAAAAUAUGUGUAUAUUUGUGGAUGGGGCCUUAUAGACAAAAAAAAAAAAAACAGCUUUAACCCGUAUUGUGUAUUGUGCUGAUACUGAUGGUACUGUAUAUUUAAACGAUAAUCAUAUUUCGUUCUGGUGAUGUGAUGCUGGAUGGAUGGGUUGAGCCGAGCUGAUGCAUAUUACACCUUCUCCCCCAUUAACACACUUAAUGUACUGUGGUGGGUUUCCCAAAAGCCUCUUAACGCUAAGAGCAUCUUAACUAGGAGAGAGAGUGUUCAUUGUGCUGCUCGCUCUACCAUUUAACGAUGCUCUUUGUCCUGCAGUGCUUUUGGGAAACCCACACCAGAGCAGUUGGUCUAUUGAUAGUGCAUCAAGGCUACUGGAGUAAGACUUUUGGAAACACCUUACUUACUCAUUCCCUUCAUGACAGCUGACAAAUAUUUAAAAAACAUUAUUCCAGCAGUCAUCAGCUGACAUAAAGGCAUUUGCAGGUAAACACAUAAUAUGACUGAUACACCAGAUAUACACUGAGCUGUGUCAUUUAUCAUGAUAUUCUACUGUAAGUACAGUGGUGCUUGAAAGUUUGUGAACCCUUUAGAAUUUUCUAUA